GAUGAAAAGCCUGUAGGCCUUUUACAUGCAUGUUUAUAGGAAGUGGCCAGGAAUCAAACCCACCAAAGUCACCAUCCAAAACAAGAUUCUUCUCCGGGAAACACCUUCAAUUACCACCACCAAGACCACCCUGGGCCACCUGGCAGCUGUGGAAGCCCGAGAUGCUGUCUACCUGAAAUAUUUAGCAUUAUUUGAAGAGGAGUUGAAGAAGAUCCAGGAUGACAACAUGUCACAGGUGAAGGAAGCUCAGUGCUGGAGAGACAGCUGGAGGAGCUCUGUGCAUGCCAUCCAGGGCCUCUACUUGUAAUACCCUCAACCUGCCCCAAAUAAAGGCUCAUUUUA
This is a messenger RNA of Manis javanica (Malayan pangolin), 342 nucleotides long. NCBI's taxonomy places the organism in Eukaryota, Metazoa, Chordata, Mammalia, Pholidota, Manidae. The record is from RefSeq and is a predicted model, not a curated record.